Messenger RNA from Ascochyta rabiei, 1431 nucleotides. RefSeq lists its product as uncharacterized. The transcript has 2 exons. The record is from RefSeq and is a predicted model, not a curated record. The coding region runs from base 1 to 1431 and encodes 476 amino acids. Lineage: Eukaryota; Fungi; Ascomycota; Dothideomycetes; Pleosporales; Didymellaceae.
AUGGCUACUCUCGCAGCACACGACCAGGAGAAUGCAGUGCGCAACCUGCAGAUCGGCCCCAGCGGGAAGCCGCUCAACGCCGGCGUGAAGGGCUUCGGCGCCAAAACACCAGGGAAUAAGGCCCCAAAGACGCCUUACAAGAUCCCUCUCAACGACGAGAAUAUCUUCACCAAGGGGGGGGAUGGCAAGGGCAAGGGCAAGGGAAACGAGAAUCUGUUUCUGACUACCAGGAAGGGCGGCAAGCUGGACGCCAGUGCUUUCGUUACGCCUGCUGGCCCACGCAACCGCGCUCCGCUCGGUGCAAAGACGACAAACGCCAGGGGGAAAGCUAUCCAAACGCCUGCGCCUCUCGGCUCCUCGGCCAAAACCCUCAAGGCAAGCCCGCGCCUGCGCCGCCCAAAAGUGAAGGUCCACCAGCCUGAAGCGGAGGCGGACUCGGAAGAUGACGUCCCAGAGAUUGAGUACAUGCCGCCUAAGGAGGUUCCCCUUCCGGACGACAUGGACGAUUACUUGCCUCGGGACUGGGACUUCUCCAUUCUCGGAGGCGAAAACGCGUCACGCGGCAUUACGAGCGCAUAUCAUAACCCAGUCGAAGACGACGGCCGCACAAGGGGACAGCGAGAGUUCGAGGAGAGUCUGGAGCGUGAUCGCAAGAAGCGAGACGAUGAGUUCGACAGGAUCUUCGAGGCGCAGAUGGCCAAGGAUGAUGCUGAGUCGAGACGCUACUUUGGAAUCAAAGAACCGAAGAAGGAGGCGCCAAAGCCCACCGCAAAGGCUGCUUCAUCCGUGAGGCCAGCCACCGGUCUUUCAACGAUGCGCGCAAGGUCAGCUGCUGCUGCCCUUGCGCCGAUCGAUCGAUCUACCCCUAGGUUCGGUGCAUCCACCACGGCCGCAAAGUCACGCGUACCUACAGGCCUUAUCUCUGGUAGGAAGACGCCAAUGCCUCUCGCAGAACCGACCGUUGCUCGUCAUGCCCGUCAUGCGUCGGCCGUCGCCUCGUCCAAGGGUACUAUCGGCUACGCACAGGGACGCGCAGUGCGUUCCGGCUCAGCAAUGCGCCCACCCCUUUCGAAUGUCACCAAACCUGUCGGUCCUAGCCUCUCAACUUCGAAGCGUGCGGGUACUAUGACUCCGUCUCUCUCAUCAGCGCAUCAACGCACCGUCAGUGCCGCUGCAUCUUCUAAAUCUCGACCUUUCUCGCGCUCGAGCUCAACCUCCACAAAUGCCACUCUGGUCGCCCCGCUGCAUGCAGAUCAGUUUGAAGAAACGGCAGAGAGUGUCGAACGCGAGCUUGAGCUAUUGGCGCUCCAAGACGAAGAAGGCGAAGAAGUGGAUGCAUGGAUGAACAGCUUCAACGAUCAGUUGGGUGGUAUCGACCCCCUUGAUGAAGAGCUAGGUGACUUCCAGUUACAGCUUCCAGAGGGGCUGUAG